GUGUUCUGCUCUGUACCAUUAGUUUUCUGAUGUUAAAUAUUUCAGCAGGUAACUUCCAGGACUGUCCUGGUGGCUGUGAUCACAAAUGAUUCAUCAGAGCCACUUGAACAAGAAAAGCCUUUCUGAAUAAGGGCAUUUCUGAGGCUCUUACUGGUUUUUUUGCCUUUCAGUUGACCAUUUUUGACAUCAGGAACUUGGGACUCAGGUUCAGGAAGAAGCCGGACAGCCCUCAGGAGACAAAGUUGCCCAAGAUUGUCCAGCACCCAGGCAGAAGUGAGAACUCCAAAUACAAGUUCUCAUCACCUGACCAGAACAAGACCUUGCUUGAGCCUUACCCAUCCGAGCUGGUGUUUCAGAACUAUGUCCUUGGCAAGGUCUGUGAAAUGUCCCUGCUUCUGAGGAAUAGAAGCAAGGUUACUCGGCUGGUGAAGGUCACCAUGGACAGCUCACCUUAUUUCAAGUUGGUCGGCCCCAAUGGUGUGUACCAUCAGGUCCCACCGGGCUCAUUUUGCACUAUAAAAAUCCUUUUCAUCCCUGAGGGGAGCAAGUCUCUUUUCCUGCAAGACCAUUUCCACGAGCUUGUCUGCAUCUGCAAAAAGGAAAAGCUCACUGUGCCAGUCCGGGCCGUUGGUGCCCGCCCAGUCUUGGACUUCCCUGACCAGCUGGACUUCUCGUCGUGUCCAGUCAACCACAGCACCCAGAAGACUCUGCUG
Messenger RNA from Corapipo altera (White-ruffed manakin), 713 nucleotides. RefSeq names its product hydrocephalus-inducing protein homolog. The transcript is spliced from 4 exons. The record is from RefSeq and is a predicted model, not a curated record. Gene Ontology annotation, cellular component: axoneme. Gene Ontology annotation, biological process: axonemal central apparatus assembly; cilium movement. The annotation marks the transcript as partial. NCBI's taxonomy places the organism in Eukaryota, Metazoa, Chordata, Aves, Passeriformes, Pipridae.